Messenger RNA from Cladocopium goreaui, 840 nucleotides. NCBI's taxonomy places the organism in Eukaryota, Dinophyceae, Suessiales, Symbiodiniaceae. The record is from the annotation of a GenBank genome assembly.
AUGCCCAGGAUUUGGCUUCACUACAUCGAAUUCUUGAUGAAGCAGAAGAAAAUCACCAGAGCACGAAGGGCACUAGAUCGAGCUUUGCGCUCGUUGCCCAUCACACAGCACUCGCGGAUUUGGGAGCUCUAUGUGAAAUUCAUCAAGGAUGGUGAAGUGCCAAAGGAGACGGCUCUCUGUGCCUUCAGACGCUACCUCAUGUUGGAGCCAGAUCAUGUAGAGAUCUACAUCGCUUACCUGCGGACCAUCGGGCGUUACGACGAGGCCGCUCAGAAGUUGGCAAAUGUUGUCGACGAUGAGGAUUUCAGCUCCAUGGAGGGCAAGACUCGUCACCAGCUGUGGAUGGAUCUCUGUGAUCUGGUCUCCAAGCAUCCCGCGGACAUCAAAGCCUUGAACAUCGAGUCCAUCAUUCGUAGUGGGAUCCGGCAGUUUACUGACGAGGUUGGCCGACUUUGGAUCUCUUUGGGCGAUCACUUCAUCAGGCUUGGGCAGUUUGAGAAGGCGCGCGACAUCUAUGAGGAGGCGAUGGCCACGGUGAGCACCGUCCACGACUUCUCCCUGAUUUUCGAAUCGUACGCCAAGUUCCUCGAGAGCUUGAUCUCCGCGCACAUGGAAAGAGAGGCCGCCUCGGCCGUCUCUGCGGCCGAAGCCGACCUGCUGAUGCUGCGCUUGGAGGACCUGCUGGGCCGACGCCCGGAGCUGGUGUCGUCCGUGAAGCUCCGGCAGAAUCCUCACAACGUCCAUGAGUGGCUCCAGCGCGCCAAACUCUACAAGGACGACGUUUUGAUCGCGUUGUGGGUUGGGGAUCGCGAGUGGAGUACCCCCCAGUGGAGUGGAUGA